Molecule: messenger RNA, 9887 nt
Organism: Symsagittifera roscoffensis
Lineage: Eukaryota; Metazoa; Xenacoelomorpha; Acoela; Convolutidae
Exons: 13
Coding region: 198-9419 (3073 amino acids)
Source: RefSeq, a predicted model, not a curated record
AGCAAGUACAUCGCUGCCCAGUUUGAGAAGGAGAUAUUCGGACUGAAUGAGUAUCUGUACUCUGUCAGGGAAACCAUCAGAAAGGUGUGUGUGAAUAUGAAGAAGCGAAUGGAGAAAUCAUCUUGGACAACAGUUUGGCCCUGUCGAAUGGUCAUAAGAGUGACAACGUGAAUGCGUGCAAAUUGUAUGCCAACCUUAUGUCACCCAGCUACGUGGAGAUGAUGAAACUCAAAGCUUUUCUUGUGGUUAGACUGGUCGGAGAGAAUAUUGGACCUGAAAUACUUACACAGGUAAUCAACAAGAUGAUAUCUCUUGCUAUAAAUGUCUCCAAACAGGCAUGUACUUCCUGGAGCAGCAUGCAAAUAUCGACAAACUCUCUUCUUAACAGCGUCAGUUCCCUCUGCGGAAAAGACUUGAACGAACUCAUGAACAUGUGGGUCUUCAAAGGAGGCCAUCCGCAGUUUACUGUUUCUUUUGAUUUCAACCGGAAGCGAAAUUGCGUGGAACUGGUUAUGAAACAACACGAUGUAACCCUGGCUAAGAAAGGUCUAACUCGCUACGUGGGUCCAGUUACAGUUUCAAUUCAGGAGCUAGAUGGACCUUUUACACACUCUCUAGUUUGCGAAGAUCUGGUGUCCAAGCAUGACAUAUCGUGUCAUUCGAAGAACAGGAGGAUCAAGAAACGCAAGAUACCGAUGGCGUAUGGCGAAGAGAUUGAUAUCGACUUCAAGAAUUUAGAUCAGGACAUGCCAGUCUUGUGGCUGAGGUUCGAUCCCCAGAUGGAGCUGAUUUGUCAUGUGAAAAUGAAUAUGCCUGAUGUUCUGUGGCAGCUGAUGCUUAGGUACGAAAGAGUUGCUUUAGCGCAAUUUGAUGCAGUCGAAAACUUGAAGAAAUUCGAGAGCCCAGAAAGUCGACAAGCUCUCGUUUUCACAAUCGAACAAGUCAACUUUUUCUACCGAGUUCGAAUAGCUGCAUUCGAGUCCCUAGUUUUCAUGGCAACUAAAUGUGCGGCAACAUGGCAAGCUACUCAAAUGUUAAUUGAUAUUGGGCGUAGUAUGUUUUCAUCGGGCGCGUGCAAUGACAUAGUGCAAAGCAAUGAUUUCACGAACUUGGAAGAAUACUUCAUGCAAAAAGAGUUUAUAAAAUCUCUUGGCAAUUACAGAAACGUGCAGAAAUUCUGCCCCGAUGAAAUUGUUUCAUUUAUCUUGAGCUGGCUUAAGUUCAAUGAUAAUAGAAGAAACGCAUACUCGGAUGCAAUGUACAAGGCUAAUUUGAUUGAUGCACUCUCCGAGACAAUUUCGCCCAGCACGACCAUUGUAACUUCGCCCGAUAUGCUAACACCAGAAAUGAAGCUGAUCGUGGAAGAACUAGUCCGGUAUCUCAACAUAGACAAACUGGUCCCCUCCUACAAACUAUCGGUGACAGUCAGUUGUUUGAAAGCAAUGAGGAAUCUACAGAGGAACGGACACAUUCCAAAUGACCCCACCCUGUUCAAGAGCUACUGCAGUGAACACCAGUUUGUAGAUGUGAGACUGGCGGCGAUUGAAUCGCUGAUUGAUUUCACGAGGGACGAUGCCAACAGCUAUAUUCUGUCGUUCUUGUUGGAUAUCAUUGAAAAUGAUCGGGAUGUGUAUGUGCGACACUGUACUCUGCAGAUGUUGUGUGCCAGUCCACCCUUCAACCGAGCGGAUGCCAACCCACUUAACACGGAAAGCACCGUAGACAGAUUGUGGACCCUUGUCAAUAAAAUCGCAGUAGGAGACUCGAGAUUGAGAUGCAGUGCAAUAGAAUUCUACCAUGCUCUUUACGGCAGAGGGAGACCGUACUGUCUGCCCAAGCCACAGCUAGGUGUGGUUGUAAAUCUACGCGAGAAGAGAGCUGAUGUCACAAGAGGAGAAAUGCCACAGUUGACAGGUAUGGAUCAACAUGACCAUGACAUGGACCAGUCUAUGGAUACUUCGAUCGAGUCGCUGAAUGUAACUGUAACAAGCAGUGAGCAAUCUCAAACGACACACGGACACAGAGGUGAUUCUAGGAAUGUUUCGCUCAAUCCAUCUGCUUCUUUCAAUCCUUUUCCAACCGAAGAGGAAGAUGAGUCAGACCUAAGAAUACAAACCCUAGACGUACAUGCUUCAGGCAGAGCAGACUUAGAUGAAGACAGUCAGUUCUUCGCCACUAAUCCAAACAUCGAAAAUGUCACUGACGAGGAGUUUCUUUCCAACCGAGAGCCAAUGUACCUCCCACCUUUCUCCGCUUCCUCGAGUAGCUCGACAAAAGGAGGCAAAAAGAGGAAUAAAAAGGAAAAAGAGAAGAAACGCGGUCGCAAGAAAAAAGACGCGGACAGUGUUGCUAGUGAUAGAAAAAGUGCAAAUUUUAGACUUUCGCCACCCAGUAGUGACGAUUCUAAUGUGACCUUGUAUUACAGAGCCAUUAAAAUUUCCAAAUUGUUGGUGCUAUCUUGGUACCUAAAACCGCCACUCGGGAUCAUUAAAAUGGAUUGGUUGGAUGUAUGUUUCUUAUGCCUUUUGGGUUUUCUCCUGCUGUGGUUCUUCGAGAAACUCUGCGUGUGGGGAACUUAUUUUGUCUCUAGAGGAAAAAUUACAAUUGAUAAAAUCAAUUUGAGAGGAGUUCAUAAUGUUCAAAUUACACUCAAAUCGUUACACCUUGUUGCCAAUCAUAUCACGAUAAGUUACAGAAAGCGUACGUUUAUCUUCAUUAUCGAUGGUUUAAACAUCACUUAUCAUCCGUUAAUAGCUGCCACCUCUGUAAAGAAAUUGAAAGCAGGGUCCAAAAACCCACAAGAAUUGCGCAAUGUUUAUUUACCUUCAGCUUUGUAUUAUAUUUUCAAAUUCAUUCAGUUCGAAAUUACUAAUAUUAAAAUAUCACAUAUUGCUCGCUCAAUUACUGUUAAUCUGCAACAUGUCAUUUUGAGAGAAGAGAAAAAUGAAAGUCCCCCCAACAAUUGGUUUAAAAUUGUGUUCACAAUUCGAUCGAUUAGAAUCUCGAAAAUCGUGGCUGCAUGUUCGGAUCCUACAAACGUUUUCACGUGUUUCGAAUUGUCCCUUUUGUCAAUUUUUGACAAGGAGUGCUUCUCAUUUUCCACGAAAUAUAAAUUAUCUUCAAUGAAUUUUGAUAUCAAGGAGCCUUUAAUUAGUCUAAAUAGUAUCUUAAAUGUCAAAAGCGAAGCUUCAUUGUAUAACUCCAAUGGCUUGAAGCCCAAAUUUAAACUCUCACCAGAAUUGUUAAUCGCAUUUUUUCAUCAUAACUUUAUCAGACAAUUGUGUAAGACGUCAAAACUGCCCCCUGUUGUUACCUUUAACAUUCAUUGCUUCAAAUUGGAAGAUAUUUUCCCAGAUAUUGAAAGUUCUCUCUGUACGUUCUCGUACAUGCAAGCAACGGUUACUAUUAUUGACAAGCAAACUAUCCACUGCAACUGUGUAAUUCCACAGUUUGAGUGCCAUUUUGUGGAGAAAAGCGUGAGCACGUUGCUAAUUCAGAGUUUCAAUUUGAUCUUAGACUUGAAACCGCGUUCAGUGUCGGCACGACUUGGUUUCGCGGAAUUAGACUCGCAACUCCAUAUACACCCGGACGAAGAUUCGAUUCCACUUAUAGACUUAAUCCCGGUUUCUCUCGAGUGUUCGCACUCAAUGGAAGUUUCAGCUGAAAUUUCUAUUUCAGAAAAGAGUUAUACCUUGUUAGAUCCUUGUAAUAAAUAUUCGAAGCAAGAGUUCCAGAAUCUGGACUUAGAUACGAAAUUAAGUUUUGAAGGGUUCAUAAGUGACUUCAAUGUUACUACUUACGGUUCGUCGGAGAGUUCGCCCCAUUUUUGCCUUAAAGAGUUUCGAUUUUUACUCAAUGGGGGUGGUUUUCAUUUCACUUACUGUUUGUACAUCGAUGUGAUCAAAAUAUGCAGUGCUCCGUUUGUCAUCGACGCUUUCGUUCAAAGUGUGAAACGACUCAUCCCUCGGAAGAGAUCGGCCUCCAAUGUGAGUUUGAUGCGAAAUGGAUCUUUUAAAGGCGCUGGAGAUGAAGAACAAACAAAGGCUGAAUCCGAAAAAUCUGACUCUCACAGAAAGCUGAAAUUCGAUAAUGAAAUAACGUCGAUUAAUGUAAUGAAGUGUAUGUUUUUGUCUGACCCAGAUCCUGGGAUUAGGAAAGUUCAUAAGGUAUCUUUAACAAUUACAGAAAUUUCUAGAGGUUUCGUGGACUUCGCUGAGUUUAAAUUUGCAAAUCUUUGCUUGUCCGUUCAUCAUGACGAUCGUGUUGUGAAUUUGGCGAAUGUGUAUCAUUUUUCGCUAAAGGAAAUUGCAUGUCCAUGGAAAUCAAUCGAUGUGAAGCUGCGAAAUUUUAAUUCAGAAUGGGAACCGAGCUCUCAUAUGACAGUAUACACCAUGGUCAAAUGUUACGCAUCCCUGAAAAACUCUUUGAAAAGAUCGCCCAGUAAAGUAUACAAAAACAAACAAAAGCAAGAAACUGGAUCACGUGAACAACUUGUAGCGUGGAAAGUUGACUCCAAAAUGAGAAAAUUGCCACUGAUUUCGGUGACAUGUAAGACGUUUGGAAUACACGCGAAGACUUUGGAUCCAAGUGAAGAACAAAUAGUCGGAGAGUCUUUUUCGAAUACUUUUGAGCUGACGGCGCUGCAAUUUUCAGUCUCACCCUCAUCUUUGUGUAUAAAAUGUUCAUCGUUUAACGUUUUUUGCGAUACAAAUAAGAUCCGAAAUUUGAAAUCAAAGUCGAAUUUGCUGAACACAAUGGAUCCGAAAACUCAUGUCGAUAAAGUGCAAACGUCUCAGGUAGAUCCGAUUUUCACGUUUUCCGAGUUCUUUCUCCAGUAUUCUACAAUUUCGUCCGCUUCUACCGUUGAUAGAGAAAAAUUUAGUCUGUCAACUAAAAACCAUGUCAUUACCCUAGACGUUGACGAAUGCCAAAUAAAGUUUCCGAGUGGAUAUGUUUUUCAUAAAAACUUCUCGCAGCUAACAUUGGCUCGAAAAUGGUUGAAAGCAUUACAUUAUCCGUCAUCAAGCAGUAACCCGACUUCUAGCAAUGAGUCACCGGUAAACGGUCCAGUCAACUCGGAGUCCAACCCUCCUAUUAAAGGUAAAUCAAAGUUCGUGUGGCCAGACUUCAAUUUUACCUUGAAGUCGUUCAAGAUGUCAAUCGAUGAUAGUGUAUUCGAGAAACGCCUCAGUGAAAAUUACAGGUUGCUUCUUGAUGAACAAAUCGAACAAAUGGAUCGAAUGUCAUAUUUCGAAAAGCGUUGGCAAGAGGCUUGUCUAAGUAACCCCCCGGAGUUAUGCACAGAUGAGGUGUAUGAAAUGAAAAAGCAACAGUUGCUUGAAAUGAACAGCAAGUGUUACAUCGAUAGAUGGAAAAGUUCACGUGAUUAUUUCAAAGGAGAUCAAAACUUGGUUUGUAUGACCAUGAAAAACUGGCAGAUACUAUGCUUCGCCGACGAAGAAAUGACAGGGCGUGAUAACAUUAUACGACACAUGAACGAGUUAGACGGAACGACGACAGUUCCUGAAAGCAUCCAAUUUAGUGCCCAAGCUUGUCGAUUAGUUUCAGUCAGCUCAGAUUUGUUUGAAAUAAAAAUCCGAGACUACCCAGAUCCAAUGUAUACAGUUGCAAAUGGAAACAUUUCGGGAAAAUUUUUAGUAGCUAUUCCGCGACCCGAAAAUUCAUUUUCUUUCACAGACUAUUCCCUUGGUAAUCAAUUUGAAGCAGCUAGGUUGAAGAGAAAUCCUGGAAGUCAGAAAUGGUUUCAUAACCUCACCAUGACCUCUGAUGCAGUGACCUUUAAUUGGGGUCAAAAUCGUGAUCCGGGUUGGAAUGAAGUUAGCCAUGGAAUGUCUUUGAUCAACAAACCCUCCGCUGAUCCGAGCCCAUCAUUGCCUUUUUGGGACAAAGCACGCCUUAAAUGCCAAGGAAAAUUCCAUUGUUAUUACAAGUCACUUGAAAUUACGUGGCUGUGUACGUUAGACCCUUACAAACAGUCGGAGAAACUAAGACUCCUGUGGAACAACGUAUGUUACGACUGGGUUCCGAAUAAUCAGAUUUUAUCAGGAGAUCUGAAAGUGGUUAUUCAAACGUGCAGCAAGGCGCCAUUAACCUUUAUACAUGCACCUAGAACCAAGAUGUCAUGGAACUUUGUGUAUCAUUGUUUGGGGAACCCGUAUGCCCAUCAUGCUGUUAUGUUCAAGCCUCAAAAUAUUUACUUAGAUGACUACGACACCUACUCAAGAUUCAGAUCACAGAGCUUUGAUGUUACCUUCUCAAUUUCAAUUCGACCCUCUACUGGAGGUGAGCCAAUGACUGCAGUGAAUGAUGAAGCGCUGUUGACGAGUGACUUGCCUUCAGGCACUGCCAAAAUUGACAUGUUCAGCUCAACUUUCAACUGGUGCCACCAAUUUGGAAAGCUUUUGGGGACGACUGGCCGUCCCAUUAAAAGAGGAGCAUACUACAAAAAUGUCAGAACCAAAAAGAAAGCCUCUCUGAUGCGACAUUUCCGUAACCUAGUGACCAAGUUCGACACUCCUGCCAUCACCUACAAUUACAGGGUGAGCGAAAAGCGAAACAGAGGAGUGACGUGUUACUUCUCGAGUGAUUCACGAUUGAAAACAGAGCAAAGUUUGUAUCUGGAACCUCACAAUGACAGACUAAUCAGACGACCGGCAACACGAUGGGUCACGAGGUCGUUGAUAUUUGACCUCAACAAUGUCUACAUCUUCGUCAUAUCUGAUAACUCAGAGACAGAAGAUCAGUCAUCAUUGAUGGAUAUUUAUAUCAGGGAUAAACGUAACACUGAGCCGCCGCGUAAGCUCCAUUUCAUGUCAAUUCAGAGCUUGUCGUACCAGAAAACGGAAAUCACGCCGAAUACAGUUCGCUCCAGUAAUGACUCGGUUGCAGAAGAAAUCGUGUACUUGACGCCCAUGCAUUCUUUGACAGCAUCAGGCGUGCAUGCUACUUGGAGCAGACGGAACCGGGCGAUUAUAAUGCGACUUUACGACCAGUACUCUUUCAACAAAAGUUUGAGGCAGAAUUUGUCAUCAGAUGCUUUGAAGCCAAUUGUAGUUGUAAACACCGAAGACCCGAAAUCCAAAUGGGACAGGCGGAAGAGUGUAUUGCAGCAUCCGAUUCACAAAAUAUCCUCAAUAGGAACCAGUUCAGAAGAGCUUGAUAAUUCUGAAGCAUCCAUAACCGCAUCGACGCCAUGUAAACAGCAAAAUCCGUUCGCAGAUCCUUUGUACGAGAUCCUCGUGAAAGAUAUUGACAGCAAACGGUUCUUCGGGUUUAAUGAAGAGAAAUAUAUACCCGAAGAUGACGAGGAUGACAAGAUUUCACUGUCAGAUGUCAAUCAACAUAGCUUAAAAGUAGCGAUAUCCGACAUGCAAUUGAAGCUUCUCGGUUUCGACACCCCAGGUCUGGUAAUAGUGACAGCUUCCGACGCCCAAAUUGACAGGUAUCAGCACGAGUCCAUUUGGUAUGAAGACAAACUAUACAGUAAGAACUCGCUGAUUGUUUCUCUUAAUGAUAUGCAGUAUUUUUCCACAUUGAGUUAUAACGACUUAGUAGCUUGCGAAGAAAACGACGAAACGGUAUCGUGGUUGCCUUUGACUGUUGUGAACAUUGAGUCGCAGAAUCUUUCGAAAUCAAUGGACGAACAGUCAUUCCAAGAGGAAGUCUUGACAGAGGCAAUAGGUGCUCUUGUGUCAUCUUGUGGAUCUUAUCGGCUCCAGAGAAUCAUUAGCAGAUGUUGCUGUAAUGUCUCUUUAGUAACUGUUAACUCACUCUCAGAAAACGAAAAUAUGCCUAUAUACAAUGUGCCUUCAAAACAACAAGUGUCCAAAAAAGCGCCAGUUUCGUUAUUCAGACUUCAUCAUAAUGAUCUAUGCAUUAGCACUAACUCGUUUCAGUACAGCUUAGUGCUUGACAUAGUGAAUAACUUAAUUUUAUACCAAGAAAAAUCGAAGAAGAUUUCAAUUGAAAAUCUUAAAAUUUUGAGACUUUCAAUGCAAGUUAGAGAGUUCGCCGAAUUGAAGCUGGCAAUUAUAAAUAUUCAGAAACAUUUGAGAGAAGGGAAUUUUGCUCUGAAAACAUUGAAACGCGAUAGAGCAGCGGUCGAAGGUAAAUUGCAGUCACUUCAAAAUUUAGUAGCUUCAAAGUUAGGUUCGGAAAUCGACUCGGAAGGCUCACAAAGAAUCGAAGAAGAAAUUACUCAUUGGAGAAAAUACGCUUUCGCUCAAGAAGAAUCAGUUGAAUCUAAGAAAAAAGAAUUAGAAGCUUCAGCUCAGAGAUUACAGUUAGCGCUGACCUGUUACAAAGAAUUGCAGCUUAAGAGUAAAAUCCAACUACCAUCAAAUGAUGAAAAACCAGCUGCUGCGAACAAAAAGGAAAUCAUAUUCGCCAAAGCGAAGUGGAGCUUAACUGAAGUUGAUGGUCAAAUAGGUUUCGCCGAUGUUUGCCUGACAAACUUCAAGUAUACAAAAAUUGCGAGCAGUGAUGACAGCCUGGAUCACCGUGUCGCUUUAGAAGAUGUCGAAGUUAAAAAUCUAAUCAAUAACGACCAUUUUGUGGACAUUUUACAAACUCAUGAAAAGAAUGCUAGAAAUAUGGCAAGUAGUAGUAGCGAAUCUUCUAUUCAAAACGAAGGUGAUGAGCUGAGCCCGGACAAUGACAGAGGGAUGAUUCUAGUUGUCCAGAUGAGAGAAAAGCCAGCUGUCGGCGGAAUCCAAAUCCGCGAACUACUGGAUAUAAAAAUUGCGACAUUAAAUAUUCACUUGACAGAAGCGUUUUGGAAGACUAUGAAGCAGUUUUUGUUCCCGGUGGAAUCGAAGCGAAAACAGGAGGAGGAAGAAUUGCAUCAGAUGAGGCUCUUGACGACUGCUUUGCCACACGACAAGGCAGGAAGCAAGUUGACCUUGCAUAAGUCGGGAAGCAGUUCAUACUCGUUGAGUUCGGCACUGGCUUCGAAGAACAAGAAAAAGAAGGUUAAAAAAGAAGCGAAAGACAGGGACUUUGAGAAGUUAUACAGCAGUCACGCAGGCCAUGAGUCAAUAGAUUUAGCUUUUGAAAGAGCGGCGAGGAAUUGUUUGUUUGUGGUGAUUCGCAUCCGGGAGGUACCUAUCUAUGUGACUUACAGAGGCGACAAGAAAAAGAACAUAGAAGACAUUCACAACAUGCACAUCGUGUUGCCUCGAGUGGAGAUACAUAACAUGACUAUGACCUGGAGAGAUCUGCUCAACCAUGUGAGGCGUGAAGUGACGAAGACCAUUGUAAAAGGUUGGAUGCAAGAGAAGCUUCGCCUCGGUGCGUACAGAAAUAGCAAGAUGUUGACAGAUGAAGAUCAAGCGGCUCUAAUGAUAGACAAGGAGAAGCUGCGCAAGCUGAAUGAACAGCAUCUAAACAAGUCAAAAUAAUUGCCAUAAAACCUCGGGGCUUGAUAGUUCUGCUAUCAUUUUAGAAUUAGAGAGGAUAAUAUAUUAGAUGCGGAUCACAAAAUAAACCCUGAAUAAUUUUGUAAUUAGUUUUUAAACCAAUUCUGAUCAAUAAUUUUGUUUCGGUAUUUUAUAGAUAAUUCGUUCAAAAGAAAAUUAUGUUUUGUUAGCUAUUUAAGUUGAUUUGUAGAGUAGAAAUGAUUUAUAGACUUAAUUUUUGAGCUUGUAAACUCGAUUCAUUUAUGACACGCUGAACUGUUUUGCAAUUGAAUUUUAGAGUGUCAAAAACUCUAAUUUAAAUCUCUAAUUUUAGUCCGACCACGUAGUGGGGAGGAAUUUUGUAUUCAGUUGUAUUUUCUGCGCAGGUAUAUCAGGAAAUUUUUCAAAUAUAUGUUUUUGAAAAAUUUCACAAUUAGUUUCCAAUAUUUUAAGUUUAAAUGAACGUUGUGG